UGUUUCUUGUCAGUGUUGUGUGAACGCAAAUAAGCAAAUUAUAAAGAAAAAGUCAUUAUUACCAAGCAACUUCUGUAAAAAAAAGAGUCACACGCUCACAUACCCAAUUUUGUUGCAGUGCGAAUUUUUUCACAUUUGAAGUGCAACAAACAAUUGAUUUAAGAAAGCAACAGAGAAAAAAAUCAGCUACCAGGCAUCAGAAAAAAACUAUAGGUGAAAAGACGUGAAAACUUGUAAAUUGUUUAAACGCGUCGAUAGUCGCUAAGUCGGCUACAGUGUCUCGCAGCUCUGUGCCGCAGAAUCUUUUCUUUUGUGGCGGAUCGGUGUAUAGCUAGCUACAUACAUACGUAUAUCCCUAAUUCGACGUGUGUCAGCCGUUGAAUCUUUUAGAUUAGGAACUCUAAAGAAUUGGAGAAAAACGCAUAUUGCGAACUACUAUACACAGAUAGUCACACUGUGAGCGGCGCAUUCAGUUUUAGAAACCCUGCGUUGUAAUCUCUCUUAGCGGUUUGAUAGGAAAACCCAGCUUCAGUUUUUUCUUUAAGCUCUUGGUAAGCAAGCAAACAACACAGCAAAAUGUCUACAGUCGACAAAGAGGAAUUGGUCCAAAAGGCAAAAUUGGCUGAACAAUCUGAAAGAUACGAUGACAUGGCUCAGGCUAUGAAGUCAGUAACAGAAACCGGCGUUGAACUGUCAAAUGAGGAAAGAAAUUUACUCUCCGUUGCAUACAAAAAUGUUGUUGGUGCCCGCCGCUCCUCAUGGAGAGUAAUUUCAUCAAUCGAGCAAAAAACUGAAUCCUCCGCCAGAAAACAGCAGCUCGCCCGCGAGUACAGAGAGCGUGUGGAGAAGGAGCUUAGGGAAAUCUGUUACGAAGUUUUGGGUCUCCUGGACAAACACCUUAUUCCAAAAGCCAGUAAUCCAGAGAGCAAGGUAUUCUACCUGAAAAUGAAGGGAGAUUAUUACAGGUAUUUAGCUGAGGUGGCCACAGGAGACGCACGCAACACCGUUGUAGACGACUCCCAAACCGCUUACCAGGAUGCAUUUGAAAUUAGUAAGGGAAAAAUGCAGCCAACACAUCCAAUCCGGUUGGGUUUAGCCCUAAACUUUUCAGUCUUCUAUUAUGAGAUUCUGAAUUCUCCAGAUAAAGCUUGCCAACUGGCCAAACAGGCGUUCGAUGACGCGAUAGCUGAACUGGAUACACUCAACGAGGACUCAUACAAAGACUCGACGCUGAUUAUGCAAUUGUUGAGAGACAACUUGACCCUCUGGACGUCGGACACGCAAGGGGACGGCGAUGAACCACAAGAGGGUGGCGACAACUAACCAAACUAAAUUGUUUCCUUUUGACUAUGCAAAUAUUAAUUAAAAAAUAAAAAUAAAAUACCACAACAACAUCAAAAUGAUACAAGAACAGUAAUACAACAGCAACAGCAACAGCAAAAUUAAAAGCAUAAAAAACAAAAUCUUCAAAUAGUGAAACAGAGGCAGAAGCAAACUGAAUGCAACCUAAAUUUAAACAAAUUCAUUUGAAAUGAAAGAGCAGUGAACAUACAAACUACAACAAAAACAGCAGCGGGAACAACAAUAGUCACAGUCAGCAAUAGCAGAACACUAUUUGAAUGCAAAAUUAAGAAGCAAACAAACCAUCAUCAUCAAGUUAAAUUAAUAGCAAUAUUUUAACUAAGGAAUGAAUAAACAAAAAGAAACGCAAAAAAUUUCAAAUGUCAUUUCCAACGGGCAACUAAGAAUGACAAAUGAGAACCAAGUAGCAAAUAGCCUUUCGCUAAAGUCUUGUACGAGUUUUUAAUUCAGUUGCAUAGCUGCAGCUGCCCAUUGCAUUGCAUUGCAUAGUCGUGCAUACAUUUACAUACAUACAUACAUACAUAUAUUUUAUGUACAGCAAAAGGAGAACAGUGUGGCAUGGGGAAUUGCAAGCAAAGCGGUAACAAGUUUGUCUCUCCCCUCCGAAUUGCGAAUUCCAUAGUUUGGGUUUAGCUUUUGGUGCAUGUUGACUGGUUCAAGGCAGCAGCAGCAAAUGCACUUUUUCUGUUUCCCAUUGACCAUGCCGUUCUCAUGAGUAACGCAGGCGUUUGUUGGGUGUUGCAACACCGUAUACCGUAUUAAUUAAUAGAGCAUAGAGGCAUAGAGAGCUAGCAGCGAACAAAGGCUAAUGUUUGGAAAGCUUUGAAAUUUUGAAAAUUUCUUUUUGUUGUGUAUGCGAGAAGAAAAAAUAUGCAAAAUUCAAAAUGUGUUUUGCCAUUUGCCAUUCAUCAGUUCAGCUCGCCAACAACAAUCAAACUAAAGCAAUUAGAAAAUGAAACUGUGAAACAAAGCGCGUUUCAAAGCAAACAACCAGCCAACCAGCCGAGAAAACAACCAAAAAGCAAGAUGAGCAAAAUUUCGCAAUAACAGCAAGAAUUAAGAUCGAUAUUUAAAUGAAAUUAUAUCAUCAAAUCUAGAAAAGCGUAAAAUUUGUUAGGAAGAGCAUUAUACAUAUAUUAUUUAUUAUUUUUUAAUGAAUAAUUUGAUUUUGUUUUUUUUAUAUUAACCAAAAGUCAUUCUCGUUUCGUUUUCUAAAUUUUGUACGUACCUUCAUAAAAAAUGGAAAACGUGCACUCGAGUUAUAAUUAUUUGCAUGAUUUAUCUCAAUCAAAUGAAAGAAUUGGGGGGGUGUGCAAUAGAAAUAUGCAACUCGAAAAUUUUUUCUUGAGAAAAACGAAAUUUUGUUUGAGUGCACGUUUUUGCCAAUUUUCGAAAUCAUUGCAAAACUAAGUGGCUGAAACGAAAGAGAACAAAAAUAGUAAAAUUGUAGAGAAGCUUAAAACAUAUUUGGUGUGUUUUAAUGAGUAUGUUUAGGUGGCCCAGGUUGAAGCAGUAAUUCACGGCGCGCCACACGCUUCUAACACAAUUAGUGGCAUACCAAUUCGUUUUUAUUCCUUAUCAAAAUUGUUUUUGUCAAAAAAGUAUAAACGAUGAUUUCUAUUAUUUUUAAAUAAAAAAAAAAAACGUUAUUACGUUAUA
Molecule: messenger RNA, 3021 nt
Organism: Anastrepha ludens (Mexican fruit fly)
Lineage: Eukaryota; Metazoa; Arthropoda; Insecta; Diptera; Tephritidae
Gene: 14-3-3zeta
Product: 14-3-3 protein zeta
Exons: 7
Coding region: 577-1323 (248 amino acids)
Biological process (GO): signal transduction
Cellular component (GO): cytoplasm
Source: RefSeq, a predicted model, not a curated record